GUUUUUACUAUUGUUGAUUGGGAAGGAAGAUGUUGUUGAUGUCUGUCCUAUCAUGUACUUUGGGGAGUACCUGUAGAAAUUGUGAUGUUGCUCGUCUUCCUCGUACCUUUUAUUUAAAGAAAUCUAUUUAGUCGAAAUGACAGAACGGAAGUUUACCCGUGGCCUGGGUAAGCCGGGUAUGGCUGCCCAGCUCAGAGAAACUGUGUCACAGGUGGUGAGAGAAAGUACCGUGCAGAACCAGCUGCACAUGGCAGACCCAAUCAACUUCGAAGAUUAUAUUUCCAAGAACAAGACUCUUCUUCAAAAUGAUCCUCACAGAGAGCUUCUGGUUUAUCCAUCUGAUGAUGUGUCGCAAGUUGUUCUUCCCAGAAAGUAUCGCACUGUGUCCCAGCAAGUAUUACCCAAUACAGAAUGCAAAGAAAACUUGCUUACUAAAGAGUGUCUUAAGAGCUAUACUAGUAACUGGCACUUAGUCCAUUACAAAUAUAGUGCAUACUCUGGCACUUAUUUGGAAUUGCCAAAGGCACCUAAAGUGGAUGAGUUGAAGGAUGAAGUCUAUGAGGUAGACACUGAUGCUGACCAGGUUGAUGAAGGAGUUGUUAAUAAAAUCUCUGAGGGCAUCACUAAACAAGGAUAUCUUUUGAAAGGACCACAGGUUGGAACUGACCGCAUAUUCGCCAACAUUGCUUCCAAAUCCUUCAAGCGGCGUUAUUGUUACCUGAGACGUGAAGUAGAUGGAACUUACAUUCUUGAAUUACACAAAGAUGAAAAGAAAGGGGAAGCAAAAGCAACAAUUGUCAUGGAUUUUUGCACAGAAGUUGUACGAAGCCCCAAAAGAGGUCGUUAUUGCAUGGAAUUACGAAUGCCCUCCGGCCACAAAUCAUACUGCCUUGCUGCAGAAUCAGAGCAUGAGCUGCAAGAUUGGCUGAAUAAAUUACAGCAGGUCUUGCAAAUAAAUCGUCAACAAGAAGAAAAGCCUCAUGGAUCGCUAGAGAGAGCGAGUGCAACUCCCCCUCCAUCUCCAGCUCAACUAGCUAUCUAUGGAACGUUGAAAGGAUUGGAGCAAAGCAUGAACCCGCAACUUAUGAAGUACUCUCGAGAAACAGACAUGUCCAUUGCCCAUGCAAGAAAGGAGAACCGACGCAGACUUUUCAGUGUAUAUCCUCAGAUGCCGCAUGUCAAACAAGGAGGCGUUGGAUCCACUGAGAGCUCCGUUGAACCAUACAAGGAAAAAUUUGGCCUUCGUUUUUUGGUCAAAUGUGAGGAAGUGAAAUUCAGGUUACAAGCUCCUCUUGAAGGAGAGAACGAAGUGUUUGGCCAAGUUGAGCCGUAUUUCACUUCUUUAGCUCUUUUUGAUGUGCGAGCAGGCCGCAAACUUUCUGAAAACUAUCACUUUGACAUCAAUGAUGAUAAAAUACGCAGUAUUUUCUUCAGCACUCAAGAUAAUGAUGAAAGCUGCACCAAUGGUGAAGCAUGCACACCUACUGAGCCCAUCUCCCCUGAGCUAGAGCAAGUGUCUCCUGAUUGGAUUCAGUUUCCGAAGCAGGCAUUGUUUAAUGUGAGUAAUCCACAUCCUGAGAUCUAUCUUGUACUGAGGAUUGAUAAGGUACUACAAGGUGGUAUUUGCCCAACAUCAGAGCCUUAUGUAAAAUGUACUAAAGAUCCAAAGUUGGGCCUGAAAGUCCAUAAACAAGUCAAAGCAUGCAGUCAGAGGUUGGGGAAAUAUCGGAUGCCAUUUGCAUGGUCUGCGAAACCACUGUUCCGCAUGUUCAGUAAUGAGUUGGAUACAUCGUCAGAAUUUCCAGUAAUUUAUAGGCAGGAAGGGAACCGUCUCAGGGAUGAUGAUCUCAUCAAAAUCCUUGCUGAUUUCCGCAAACCAGACAAGAUGGGGCGGCUGACUGCAAUUCCAGGCUCAUUAAAAAUUCAUAUCACACCACUUCAAGAAAUGCCUGCAAAUUGUCUUACAACCAAUUUAAUGUCUUUAAAACCAUUCCCAAUUCCACCCGUCAGUGAAUGCACCAGAGAGGUUUGUGAAUUGGAGGAUACUGUUCCGGAACACGAAGUAAACCCAUAUACAUCUUUUAUCAGUCAUCUGUAUGUGUAUCCUCAAAGUUUGAAUUUUGACAAUCAGAAGAUGUUUGCUAGGGCUCGCAAUAUUGCAUGUCUCAUUGAGCUCAGAGAUGGAGAUGAUGAAGAUUCAAAGCCUCUUUGUUCAAUUUAUGGACCACCUGGAGGUCCACUAUUAGUAACACACAGUUGUUGCUCUAUUGUACAUCACAAUACUACUCCAACAUGGUGCGAUGAAGUCAAAGUUCGACUGCCCAUUCAAGUCACAACUAGACAUCACCUCUUGUUUACAUUCUACCACAUAUCAUGUGAUACCACAAAAAAGAAGGAUGUGAGUGUUGAAACCUGUGUGGGCUAUUCUUGGAUCCCACUUCUGCACAAGGGCAGAAUAUGUGUUGAAGAGCAAAUUUUGCCUGUGGCUGCUACUUUGCCACCUGGAUAUUUGGCCAUCCAACCGCUGGGCCUGGGCAAGGGGGUGAGUAAUGAGGCCGAGCCUGCGCAUGAAGGAAAGGGAAUCCAUUUUAGUGGUCCUGAUGUGACAUGGGUUGAUGGUCAGAAGCCUAUAUUUACUGUCAACUUCCAACUGGUUUCAACUGUCUUGACAAAGGACCCCCAUUUACACAACUUAUUUGUGCAUGCGGAAAGGCUGUUAGAUCCUAAGCUUGCCAGAGCGUGUCCCUCAGAGACAGAAACGUGUCAAAUUUUGAAGGCUGCUCAUGCAGUUCAGCUGUCAGCUGUCCUAUCACUUUUACCUACAAUAUUGAACCAGCUCCUUACUCUGUUGGUAUCAUGUUCAAGUGAGGAAGUUGGCCUCAACAUUAUUCGACUCCUUGUAAACAUUGUCAACAUGGUUCAUGAUGCAGGUCGACAGGAGCUACUCCAAGCUUAUGUCAAAUAUGUGCUUGUAGCCCCAACAUCAUCUGAUGGAAACACAACUGUUCAUGAGCAACUCAGCCGCCAUUUACCAACUGUACUACGCCCUGACUAUGCUGAUUUCUUGACUGUGAACAAACUGAUGAGACAUUCAGACUUUUUCUUUCAAGUAAUGAGUAAAAGUAUGGCUCAGUUCCUUUUAAGCUCUGGUCGAAUAAAGAUGGUGCGUAAUGAACGAUUCUCUGAUACUUACCAGAAGAAAAUUGAAGAGCUCUUAAGCGCUUUGUAUCCUUAUCUUCAUAAAUACAAAGAAGUGCCUGUGGAAACAAAACAGCUCAACAUGAGCUUAGCCCAUUUUCUCAAGAGAUGUUUGACACUGAUGGACCGAGGCUAUGUCUUCCGUCUGCUGAAGGCCUACAUGGAGCUUUUUAGAGCCGAGGAUUCACGUACAUUAUUUGAUUACAAGUUGACAUUUCUCCAAAUAGUUUGUUCACAUGAACAUUAUGUGGCCUUGAACCUUCCUUUGCAGCGCAUGACCAAAUCAAGAGCAAAUGAUAUACUUUCAGAAUUUAUUGUCUGUGAGGACUUUUGUCGUUUUCAUUUCUUAGUGGGAUUACUGCUGCAGGAAGUUCGAACAGCCUUGAACCAGGUUGUUCACACACGACGCAUUGCAAUAGCUGUUUUAAGGGAUUUGCUUGCUAAACAUGAGCUGGAUGAUCGUUAUCAGAGCAAGGGCCAGUUGAGCCGCAUUGCUGCCCUUUAUGCUCCAUGGCUCAGUGUUGUUUUAGAAAACCUCAACAGACUGAAUGCAGUUCAACAUCUGAACGAUCCAGGUUGCUUUGGCAGAAGCAAUAGAUUGUCAAACAGUACUGGCUCUUGUCUGUAUUCCAUUUCUGAUGGCAUGAACAGUGAAACGAGCAGCAGAUCAUCUACACACAGGAUCACAUUACAUUUGGACAAUCGAUCAAGCCUUAGAGCUUCAACUUAUUUGAGAGAUGCUAAUUAUUUUGCUGCAAUUGCUGGACAAGGCUUGGUAAAUGGCUCUUCCACAGCAAGCUUGGAAUCAGAAGCAUCUACACUCUCUUGUGAUGCCGUUUCUACUGCCUCUCAAGAAACUGCCAUAAUGAGAGAUGAUUGCUCCCGCGAUGGCGACGUUAUAAAGACCCACUCAAGGUCUGUGAGCACAUCACAACCAAUGCGUAUUGACAAAAUAACACCCGCAGAGGUGAAAGAUUUGUUGACAUGCUUUUUAUUUGUUGUGAAGUACAUGUCUGAAGAGCAACUCAUUGCUUGGUGGCAGUUUUGUGAACCUGCAGAGCUCCUGAAUUUCUUCCGGGUGCUGGAAAUGUGCCUGUACCACUUCAAGUAUACUGGACGUAAACAUAUUGCCAACUCAGUGCGAGAAGUGACUCCUUCAAAUAAGGCAUCUAUCAAAGCAAUGACAUUACCUGCUCGAAUAGCCCCUCCUGACUUUUCGUCUGACCCAAGCAUUUCUGAAAGUGGCCCAGGCACCUCUAAUAAUAGCCCAAGUCAUAGUAAUGCAACAACUACCAUCAUUGUAACAAGUGGAACAAAUAGUGUGGGGAGGGAAAACCUUGUUAAAGGUGGAGCUGACAUGGAUGCAGGGACUCGCUUAUAUCAGGCUCUUCUUGAAGCCAACAUGGCCACAGAGGUGGGCCUUAUCACUCUUGAUGCUCUUGGCCUGUAUUGCAUUCAUAUGAAAGAGUCUCUUCUUUCCAACCGUGGUGAUAAUCCAAUCAUGAAUAAAAUAUUCGACAUAUUGCUUUCAUUUCUACAAGUAGGGCAGUCUGAAACUUUAUUCAGACAUGUGUUUGCUGCUCUCCGUGCUCUGAUAAACAACUUCUCAACUGUCUUAUUCCAGGGGAAUGCAUCCUUGUGUGGUCGGUUUUGUUAUGAGUUGUUGAGAUGUUGUAACAGCCGACUUUCUACAAUUCGCCAAGAAGCCUGUGCAAUCCUGUAUUUGCUUAUGCGAAGUAACUUUGAAUUUACCAGUGGAAAGGGAAUCACCCGUGUUCAUUUGCAGAUGAUCAUCUCUGUAUCUCAAAUGUUGGGGAAUAUUGUGGGUCUUAACAAUGCUAGAUUUCAAGAAAGCCUGUCUCUUAUAAAUAGUUAUGCUACUAGUGACAAAGUUAUGAAAGGAACAGGUUUUCCUUCAGAAGUUAAAGACCUAACUAAAAGAGUUCGCACUGUUUUGAUGGCAACUGCGCAAAUGAGAGAACAUCAUCAUGAUCCAGAAAUGUUAGCAGCACUGCAGCAUAGUCUUGCAAAUUCCUACGCCAGCACUCCAGAACUACGGCACACAUGGCUACAAAGUAUAAGUCGCAAUCAUAAUAGAGAUGCCAACUUUAGUGAAGCUGCUAUGUGUCAGCUACAUAUUGCUGCAUUGAUGGCUGAGUAUUUGAAGCUGAAAAAUGUGCAGUCUUGGGGUGCUGAAGGGUUUCUCAAAAUAUCAUCUAAUAUUGCCAGAGAUGAAACUGGGCUGAAACUGGAUGCAGGGGUGCAAGAUAUUCAGUAUACUGAACAAUCGCUGUUGGAACAAUUGGAAGUCUGUGCUGAAUGUUUGGAAAGAUCGGAAAGAUAUGAAUGCCUGGCAGAGGUUUACCGUCUAAUAGUUCCCAUGCAUGAAAAGAAAAGAAAUUUUGCCGCUUUGGCUCAAUGCUACCAAAAUCUCAGCAAAGCUUACCUCAAAGUCACUGAAGUAAUGCGCUCUGGUAAAAGAUUGCUUGGCCGAUACUACCGUGUUACCUUUUAUGGACAAGCAUACUUUGAAGAGGAGAGUGGAAUCGACUAUAUAUACAAAGAACCUAAGGUUGCAUCUUUGGCUGAAAUUUCUGAGAGAUUGCAGCGUUUGUACUCCUCUAAAUUUGGGGAAGGGGUUGUGAAAAUGAUGACAGACUCGGCUUCUGUUGAUUCCUCUGAACUUGAUCCAAAGUUUGCUCACAUUCAAGUUACACAUGUCACACCCUAUUUUGAUAAAACAGACCUUGAGGAACGACAAACUGAGUUUGAACAAAACCAUGAUAUCUGCAGGUUUAUGUUUGAAACACCUUUCACAAAAGAUGGCAAAAAAGCCCGUGGUCUUCCCCAGGAGCAAUGGAAACGAAGAGCUAUUCUGACUACUGAGAAGUCAUUCCCAUACGUAACAAAGCGCAUUCGUGUGGUGGAUCGUGUCAUAGAAGAGCUUAGCCCAAUAGAAGUUGCUUUAGAUGAAAUGCAAGCUCGGGUGUUAGAGCUGGAAGAAGUUGCUCUCUCAAAGCCAACGGAUGCCAAAAAACUACAGCUUCGUUUACAAGGAUCAGUUUGCGUGCAAGUAAAUGCUGGUCCUUUAGCCUAUGCAUAUGCUUUCCUGGAGCCAGGCCAGGCAGAACUUUAUCCCGAUGACAAGGUUGAGGACUUGCGUGAUGUUUUCAGGGAAUUUGUCAAGAUUUGCUAUGCUGCACUUCAAGUCAAUAGCAAGAUUAUUACAGCAGAGCAGCAAGAAUAUCAAGAAGUCCUUCGACAAAACUAUCACAAACUUUGCCAAGAAUUAAGCCAACUCUUUGGGGAGCCUGUUUGGCCCGAUGAGGAAUUGGGUAGUUUCAAACGCAAUAGUCAGGCUCUCUUUAGUGCUAUAAGUGGAGCUUCAGCUAAUUCUAGCUCCGCUUGAUCAUCCUGUUGAAUGCAAUGCUUUGUUGGUUUCGUAGUCCUUAAGUAAAUAUUCUGUCAAUUAUUUGUGGAUGUUCUUUAUUUGUUGCUGAUAUUUGUAUGAACUGCCAUUUUGAAGACAUUUUUCUUUGUUUUCCAUGAUUGUUAUUUGAGGCCAAAAUUAGUUUUAUGUUUGCUAGUAAUAAUGCACAAAGCUGACAUUCUUAGAUAUUUUCAUAUGGAAGCAUAUUGCUUCUCUUCAACAUAUGUGAUAUUUUUAGUCAACAAAGUGAGACUUUAACAUGACUAAGUAUAUCCAGAAUUGAAAGACUUUGCCCGAAUCUCUGUAGGAAAAAGUGUCUCCCCUUUUUGUAAGCAAAAAAAUUAGCAUAAAUAUUAUUGCUCUAGCAUCUUUCCACAUUGAAUAACAUGAAAUGUUUGUGGCUGGAAUGGAACCUAUUUUCAUGUUUGUGAUGUGCGGGUGAGUUAACAUUUGUUUCACUACAGAAAAUUUUAAAGAGCCUUCUUAGUUACAUGUACAAACUAAUUAUAUUGCUACUCAUUUGAAUAAAAGCAAGGUCAUUGAUUUGCACAUUUUCAAUACAUAAUAUCUUCCAUUAUUGUAUGAUGUGUGUCUUGCAUUCUGCAAACUGCUCAUCCAUUUUACUUUUUAAUUAUUGUUAUUGCUUGUACUGGAUUGUGUAUUUUUCAAUUUGUUAUGUUUCCUCCAGUGGCUCUUUGUGGCAGUCUUUCUACUAAAUAUUAAUUGUUUUUGCUUGGCAUCUAUUCCCCACCUGCUUUCCAUUUCUUUUGCCAAUUAAUUGUAGAAUGCUUUUUGGACCUUGUUUUAGGCGACAAAAGACUACAUUGUUAUCAGUGCAGGAGUGCCAUUAAUCAGUAUUACGAGGUGGGCACAAGCUUAGUCCUUCGUUGAGGCUUAGCUUUUAACUUUGUGUUUCUUAGUGUGGGACAAUAUGAGAUAUUUAUUGUUAAUUGUGAGGGCUGAUACAAGGGACCAUUUUGUUAUUUGUGCUGGGGCCAUGAUCACAUGCUAUCUCUGUUCUGUUGUUAUUUUGUUAGUUGUAUAUCUGAAUUGAAAUUGUAAUUAAGCUGUGUUGGAAUAGCUUAUGGCUCACAUGCUCUCUGUCAUUGUCUUUUACAUGAUUGUGGUGGAUGUGAGUGUGUCUUACAGGGAUUGGACACGUAAUGAAUGGACUAGACCAGCUGAGCUGAUGUAUUAAUGAUUUGGUCCUCGCAGCAGUAUCCCAUAUGUUGACAUCAUUUUGAAUUCUAGUCGUCUGUAUUUGUAAUGUAACUUAUAAGUGAUAUUGAAGUUUACUUCAUCUUUUUCUGAUCUGAUGCUUUAUAUUUCUUUUAAUUUGCAAGUACAUCUCGGGUAUUAGCUACAUCACUUUAGUGCCCACAGUUGCCCCAUGACUUUAUUAUUUAUUACUCUUUCUUUUUCUCCCUUUUUAUCAAAGUACAUACAUUGUCCCAGUCAUAAUGAUGUAAAUGGUUUUUCGUGGGUUCUCAUUCCCUGGCUUUGUUCCUGUACUAAAAGAAUUUCGUUUUGUUUUAUUUGGAACUUGUCGUGUUUUAUGUAUGUUCCAUUUUAUUUAUAUGUACUGUAUUCUAAGUAAUAUUGUGAUAUGAUUCUGAUAUUUAUACACUAUUUUAAUCCUUGUACCUAACAAAGUCAAAAGGUCAAUAUUCAAUUAUAAUGUAUUGUUUUGAUUUUAGAGAUGCAUGUUUUUCAAAACGAUAGAAAUGCUAUAACAAAAUAUUAGUACAGUAACUCAUGUUGCCUUGCACAAAAUCGACUUAGAGUACAAAAUUUUAUCAUAUAGUAAGUACCUGUUAACUUUCAAAUUUCAUAAAGAAAUCAACUAGAUUUUGCAUAGAACAUUUUACUGCAGCACUUUACUUUGUCAUUAUUUUUGACUUAGGGUGUAUUUUUUUACACUUUAAUGACUGCUCAUUCAGAAUUUUGUCUAUUACAUGAAGGGACCUAAAUUUAUGCAUCCCAAUUUGCUCCUUUCCGUCCCCAUAAUGACUAAAUUUUGAUCACUUGUCUUUAAAAUUGACCCUUUCCUUGAAUUUGUUUUUUGUGGUGUGCUGGGCAUAUCUUACUUGUACCUGCUUGUGUUGCCUUUAUUUCAUGUGGUAAGCCAUACUUCCUGCCGUUUUUCUGGUGGCAGUUCUUGAUUUUUGUUGAAUAAAGAAUAAUGCAGUUUCUA
Thrips palmi is the source of this 8822-nucleotide messenger RNA. It is a transcript of the gene Ziz, whose product is annotated as dedicator of cytokinesis protein 9. The transcript has 36 exons. NCBI's taxonomy places the organism in Eukaryota, Metazoa, Arthropoda, Insecta, Thysanoptera, Thripidae. The record is from RefSeq and is a predicted model, not a curated record. Bases 137 to 6607 code for a protein of 2156 amino acids. Gene Ontology annotation, molecular function: guanyl-nucleotide exchange factor activity. Gene Ontology annotation, biological process: small GTPase-mediated signal transduction; positive regulation of GTPase activity.